CCUGUUACAUUCGUAUUUUAAAUAUUUAAAAAAUCAAAUAAAAGAUGUUAUAACUGUGUUUCUUUGUUUUGAUCACGACUUCAAUUAUGAAGAAGGAAAGAAGGCCGAAAGGAAGCUUCACUUGACAUGGAAGAAUAAACUAAUUACGAAUCUGACGAAAUCAAAUUACACUCGUCAAAAACGUUUUGUAAGCGACUUUAAUUUUGGAAAUUUUCAAGCCCCAGAGGUAUUUUUAAUGCAUCAUGGAGAUUGCUCAGAAUUUUAUGGGUCCUUUAGCAACGGACACAAUGACCCGAAUAAACGAAAAUGGCAAUGUCGUGGGGACGAUUAUCGUGAACUGUGAAGGGUUUCCGGAGACCACGACUCUGGACAGUUUGACAGCGGCCACCUAUUCCACUCAUAUGAGAAAUUUAUCGCAUCACGCGACGAAUGCUCUUAAAGAAAUUGACGUGACGGAUGAGUUAAUGGUUUUGCGUCUGGUCUCCAAGAAGACAGAAGCAGUGGUCGCACCAGAUCAUGAAUUUCAUUUAAUUGUGGUCAUGAGGAAGGCUUGAUAUUAUAAUAUUUUAAAGAAAUUUAAUUAUGUCGACCAUUUAAAUUUGUAAAAUCGUACAAUUCUCUGUUUGUAGUUCAACAGAUAUUGGUCCAGGGUUUUGAUUCUUCAAAAUUUUAUUAAAUGUGAAAAAACGUAUUGUGAAAUAGAAUUAUUAA
This is a messenger RNA of Pieris napi, 711 nucleotides long. Its product is annotated as dynein light chain roadblock-type 2-like. Gene Ontology annotation, biological process: microtubule-based movement. The transcript is spliced from 4 exons. The coding region runs from base 243 to 554 and encodes 103 amino acids. NCBI's taxonomy places the organism in Eukaryota, Metazoa, Arthropoda, Insecta, Lepidoptera, Pieridae. The record is from RefSeq and is a predicted model, not a curated record. Gene Ontology annotation, cellular component: cytoplasm; cytoplasmic dynein complex. Gene Ontology annotation, molecular function: dynein intermediate chain binding.